UCCUAGACCGCGCUCCACUCCACAAUAACCCUCCCCAAGCCUUUAGCUCUCGAUUUCUUGCCGUCUCCCCGACAUUUUCAAAAUCUAAUCAAUUUAACGACCAUAUACCCUACCCAAGCAGCUAUACGCUAGACAGUCGCCAAAACAACCCCAUAACGCAGCAUGAAGGACGCCGUUGCUCUAACGAAUCUAUGCUUCGAGUCCCGAGAGCAACUUGACCUCGAACUAGAUCUGCUGCAAGGACGCGCACAAGAUGAAGCUGGUCAAGAGUGUUGCGACGCGUAUCUUUAUAUGCGGCCGCUCCGGGGAGAUGGGACUGUGCUGACGCUGCUGGAAGUGUAUGACUCGUAUGAGAAUAUGCGCAAAGUCGCCGAAGCACAAGCAAACCCAGACGUUGGAAAGCCCGCAGAACUCACCAGAUACCUGCCCCGCGGUGGCUAUCUCCAGCGCCCCACACCCAGCAGCACCCCCCUCAAAGACCAGUUCAUCUGGGUCGCGCGCAUGAAAGCGCACCCUGGGCAGCGCUCCGCGCUCAUUGACGCGAUUCUCGAGCACGCGAAAUUCGUGGAGGAGAAUGAGGAGGAGGCAUUGAGCUUUCUUGCGCUGGAGAGUGUGGAGGAUGGGGUGAGUGUGGUGGUGUUUGAGAGGUAUACGAAUGAAGAGUAUCUGAGGAAUGUGCAUGCGACCAGUGACAGUAUGGCGAGGCUGAGGGAUAAGUUGCGCGUCCUGGUGGAUGAGAAAUCGAGCACGGGGUAUGCUGCUGUGAGCGGGUUUGUUGAUAAACAGGAGGCACUGGUUUGAUGUUAUAUCCGGAAAUUUGCGCGUUCUCUUACGUCUUGAACGCCAUGCAAAUGAGAUAUGAAG
Molecule: messenger RNA, 864 nt
Organism: Trematosphaeria pertusa
Lineage: Eukaryota; Fungi; Ascomycota; Dothideomycetes; Pleosporales; Trematosphaeriaceae
Exons: 5
Coding region: 163-801 (212 amino acids)
Source: RefSeq, a predicted model, not a curated record